This is a messenger RNA of Batrachochytrium dendrobatidis JAM81, 1332 nucleotides long. RefSeq lists its product as uncharacterized. NCBI's taxonomy places the organism in Eukaryota, Fungi, Chytridiomycota, Chytridiomycetes, Rhizophydiales. Bases 1 to 1332 code for a protein of 443 amino acids. Gene Ontology annotation, biological process: ubiquitin-dependent protein catabolic process. The record is from RefSeq and is a predicted model, not a curated record. The transcript is spliced from 5 exons. Gene Ontology annotation, molecular function: ubiquitin protein ligase activity.
AUGCCUGUGAGCUCCAGCAUUGCAGAAAAGCAUCAUUACACUCCAGCCUAUUCAACUACGUCAAAUCAGCUCUCAUCCAGUUUAUUGCUACUGCUCAUAGUCCUUGUUGCAUCCUCUGUUCCAGUAUCUGCUUCUGUAUCGCUACCACUCACAAAUACUUCAUAUCCUGACAGGGGUGCAGCCUUUGGAUCUUUGAUUGGUCCAACAGGUUUGGUUGGUAUACUGAUUCCAGUAAAUGCUAUAGACUCUAAACAUUCAAGAUCUGGCUGUAAACCUAUUUCUUUUGAGUCUGUCCCGCCACUUACUCAAGCACAACUGUCAUUCAAUCUACAUUCAUCAGCCCACUGGAUUGCUUUGGUUGAACGUGGCGAAUGUAGCUUCGCCGACAAGGUUCGGGCAAUGCAACAAUCUGGCGCAUCCGCCGUUAUUAUUGGCGACAACUCCUUUUUUGGCGAUCUGAUUACAAUGUACUCUCAAGGAAACGUUAGCGACAUUGUUGUUCCCAGUGUGUUUAUUUCAAAACCUUCAUAUCUAGCUAUUUUGGAGUUGAUUGGUACUACAGAUAGUAAAGAUCCAAAUGAUGAUAAAGAUGCGCACGUUUUUAAAGAAAACAAUGCCGAUCUGAAUGCUCAACAACCUGUCUUGCUCAAUACACUAGGCGAUGCACCUGAUAUAAAAGACUCGUCACUGUUAUUAUCAGAUCUUUCUACAAAUCCAAAAAAAUCCAACUUGGCUCAUUUUCUUACUCGUACGAGUAGUCAGUACAAUGGUUUUGACUCUAUACCCAUCCAAAAUGUGUGCACUUAUUUCCAAUUUCCUUGCGUAUCAGCUUUUUUACUUCCAGACGAAGUCAGCAUUUCUAUCAUGGAUAUAAUCAUCGUCACCAUCAUGUCUGCACUAUGCCCUAUUGUCAUCAUGUUUUUCAUUUAUUCAAUAUGGCUGCUUUUACAAUUUAAUAUGCGACAAAAAUCAACCAUCUCCGUUUUAGACUUGUCGCGACUGCCCAUCAAAGUAUAUUUCAAUUCGAAGCGGCAUGAAAAUGACCCAACUACAUGUGCUAUUUGCUUGGAAGAUUUUGUUGAUGAAGACACACUACGCACACUAGUGACAUGUCGGCAUGAGUUUCAUGCAAGUUGUAUUGAUCCAUGGCUAAGAUAUUACAGUAAGCUAUGCCCCACAUGCAAACAAGAGAUCUUACUCAAUGAGAAUACACCACUUUUAGCACGUACACAACAGCCAGGUUUACUUGCAAAUUUAAGAAAUGGAGCCAGUACAUUGGCAGAAACGACUAGUUCUUUGGCGUAUAUUUCGGAUAGCUUUGAUUAUGCAUAG